AUGCCUCUACCGUCCGAGCAAGCAACCGUUGACACGGGUCGUCAGCUACUCAGUACUUUGCAAGGCAUUUUUGGUCCCCAUCCCGGAUACCGGCCUGCACAUGCCAAGGGCAUUCUCCUGAAGGGGUCCUUUACCCCCACCAACGAAGCUGCAUCUCUUUCGGCGGCACCGCACUUUCAUCGAGAGUCAACACCUAUAAUCGCCCGCUUCUCAAGCUCAGGUGGGCUUCCUGAAUUGCCUGACACCGACCCCAACGGCAAUCCAAGAGGGCUCGCGGUGCGAUUCUUACUAGAAGAAUCCCCGCGCCGCGUACACACCGAUAUUAUUACACAUUCAACCCCCUUCUUCCCUGCAAAAGAUGGACCCGAGGCACUCGCCUUUUUCCGUUCGGUUGCGAAUGGCACAAUUGCCGAAUUCCUUACCACCCACCCGGCAGCUCUAGCAUUUGUUCAAGCGCCAAAGCCAUUCCCUGCCAGCUUCGCGACCGACAAAUAUUUCGGGGUGAACGCAUUCAAACUGGUCAGCGAAGAGGGGAAGGAGACUUUCAUCAGAUAUAGGAUCGCACCCCGAGCUGGGGAGUCCUAUCUGGACGACGACGAGGCGAAAACCAAAAGCCCUGCCUAUUUGUUCGAUGCAGUACCCGGGUUGCUAGCUCACGGGUCUAUUGAGUUUGAUCUUGAGGCCCAAGUCGCCGACGAAGGUGACGUGACGGAUGACUGCACGGUUCACUGGCCUGAUCACCGUCGCGUGGUCAAGCUGGGUGUUAUUUCGCUGGUGUCUGUCGUGGAAGACAACUUGUCUGAACAAAAGAGAAUUAUAUUUGAUCCGGUGCCUCGGGUGAAUGGCAUCGAGCCAUCUGAGGAUCCCCUCAUUGAUGUUCGGGCGGCGGUCUAUUUGAUCAGUGGCCGAGAACGACGAGCUGCGUAG
Molecule: messenger RNA, 927 nt
Organism: Penicillium canariense
Lineage: Eukaryota; Fungi; Ascomycota; Eurotiomycetes; Eurotiales; Aspergillaceae
Product: catalase family peroxidase
Exons: 2
Coding region: 1-927 (308 amino acids)
Biological process (GO): hydrogen peroxide catabolic process; response to hydrogen peroxide
Cellular component (GO): cytoplasm; mitochondrion; peroxisome
Molecular function (GO): catalase activity; heme binding
Source: RefSeq, a predicted model, not a curated record